Molecule: messenger RNA, 417 nt
Organism: Beta vulgaris subsp. vulgaris (sugar beet)
Lineage: Eukaryota; Viridiplantae; Streptophyta; Magnoliopsida; Caryophyllales; Amaranthaceae
Exons: 1
Coding region: 1-417 (138 amino acids)
Molecular function (GO): zinc ion binding
Source: RefSeq, a predicted model, not a curated record
AUGUCAAGAAAUAGCUAUGGUGGUUCCAUGCCCCCAAUUCCCAAAAGAUGUCAUUGUGGGUUUGUUGUAACCAAAAUCAGAGCCUGGACAAGGGACAACCCUGGUAGAAGGUUUGUAGCAUGCCCUGACUACGAUGCUGAGACUGAUACAAGGGGGUGCAAGUUAUUCAAAUGGUGUGAUGUUGAAGAGCCUAUAGAGUGGCAAAAAAAUGUGAUUUUGGGGUUAAUGGAGGAGAAGCAGGAGCUUAGAAGGGAAGUGAUGUUGCUGAGGCACAAUUUGAAGACAGCAAAUGAGAAGGCAAGGAAGAUUGAAUCAAAAUAUAUCAUGCUGAAAAUGAAGAAGGGUGGAUUUAUGUGUGUUAGGGCUUGGAUUUGUGUACUCCUUGUUGUUCUUGUUUGUUUAUGGUACAAUAUAUAA